UAAGGUCUCGAGAAACAAUUGGAGUGGACUUCGAACUGUCAACAAACAUUUCUUCAAGUUUUCUACACUUAGUUAUGAUUUUGUUGAAACAUAGGCCUUCACAAGUUCUUAACAUUUGUAGAAGUUAUUCUUCAAUCAAGACAACUGAUAUUUCUAAACAUUUCAAACUUCGCGAGAUUUCCCGGUCAGUCCCGGGCAAGCCAUUAGUGAUUCUGUUCGAUUGGCUUUAUGCCAAGCCGUCUGCUGUCGAUAAAUAUUGUAAUUUGUAUCACGAUCGUGGAUUGGAUGUUCUCACUGUUAGAGGCAAAGUUUCACAAUUUCUAUGGCCGCCUAAAUCCUUUCUUCUCACCGAGGAUUUGCUGAAAUAUUUAUUAGAGACACGCCCAUUUCAAAAAUACGUCAUACACGCUUUUUCGAUUGGUGCUUAUAAUUAUGACGUUUGUAUGUAUUUAGCCAAUCAGAAUAAAGAAAAGUAUGGAGAAUUUAGUUCUAGAAUUCAGGGCCAGAUUUUGGACAGCAUCACGAUCGGAACGUACGAACAAAUGUCGAGGGGAGUUUCUUCCAUUUUGCCUUCGAACCCCAUCAUCAGAAAAUCUACUAUGAAAAUUGUGGACACAUAUUAUAAACUGACAAGCAAAAAGACAUUAAAACAAUACGAUAUUUUAGUUCAAUUCUUUAAAAAUGAUCCCAUCAGAGUGCCUACUUUAUUCUUUUAUGCCAAAAACGACCCGAUGUGCCACGUCGAGUCAAUCGAAGAGAUGAUAGAAAAAUGGCGAGAGAUGGACGAACUUGAAGUUUUCAGCAGACAUUGGGAUGAAUCUGUUCAUUGUGCACAUCUUAAAUACCACCAAGAUGAAUAUUUACAAGAAUUGGAUGAUUUUUUGAAGACAAUAAAUCUGUAAAUUUACAAAUGGUGGUGUAAUCAUAUUCAUUCAUUACAAUCACCAACCUUUCAGUUGUGGAUUUCAAAAUUGAGAUUCUCUUCCAUUUGAACAGAUGAAUAUUCAAGAAAAUUAUGACCUUAAUCGUGAGAGAAAAAUUCGUUGUAACUAUCAAAUAAAUCAAAGUUAUAUC
Molecule: messenger RNA, 1074 nt
Organism: Lottia gigantea (owl limpet)
Lineage: Eukaryota; Metazoa; Mollusca; Gastropoda; Lottiidae
Exons: 2
Coding region: 75-902 (275 amino acids)
Molecular function (GO): serine hydrolase activity
Source: RefSeq, a predicted model, not a curated record